Ornithodoros turicata is the source of this 1265-nucleotide messenger RNA. Its product is annotated as F-box only protein 7-like. The transcript is spliced from 10 exons. The coding region runs from base 172 to 1206 and encodes 344 amino acids. NCBI's taxonomy places the organism in Eukaryota, Metazoa, Arthropoda, Arachnida, Ixodida, Argasidae. Gene Ontology annotation, biological process: positive regulation of autophagy of mitochondrion. The record is from RefSeq and is a predicted model, not a curated record. Gene Ontology annotation, molecular function: protein kinase binding.
AAGAUCAUCAUCAUCAUCAUCACGAUCCGGGCGAGCUGCGAAGUCAUGUGCGCCCGUUAUGCGCAGUCAAAAUUAUUAUGGAAAUAGUGAUUUUUCACCACGACACAUAAAUGACACAUCUUUCUGACGCACUAUUUUGAAGGAUCAAGUGGGACACACUUUUUCUUCACGAUGAGGGACGACAAGCGGCCUCAAUACUGCUACCAGGUGCAGGAUUUCACGGUGCCACUCCCCAAACAGUUGGAAGACAUGCAUGCAACCAGCAACAUCGACAAUUCCAGGGAGGCGUUGGUCUUGGUUGUUCAUGUCCUCAUGAGCGAAGUUGAUUACCAGGCAAAUGGGUGGAGAGAACGUUUGACUGACAACAGUGUUGUCGAGCACAGCGUUCAGGAGACCCUAAGCUGGCGUCAACCACAGAAUGUCCUCGAGUUGGUUUACAGACACCCAACAUGCCUUGAAGCGUCCUUCACCGUCGUCUUUAUAUCUCUCGGGCCUAACAAUCUCGUUCUCCAUGGACUGGUAUCGGCUGAUGAGGAGUCUGAAGGCUUCUCUCUGGGCCUCAGAAUUUCUGACUUUGUCCAGAAGACCUUCCUUUCGGAUCCAGAGCCAAACAAAGUCUACCGGAACUUGCCGACACUGUCGAGGACGGUGAAGGACGGAAUAUCCCUUCCAUUGUUGGGAUGGGCUCAAAGCGUGUGCAACGUUCAGCCUACGUUCGGAUUCCUGACGCUGAGUUCUGAAAUUCAGUUGCUCAUCCUUGGCUAUCUGAGCGUACGGGACCUCCUGGCGGCUUCCCGAGUCAACGUUGACCUGUACCACUUGACGGCACAUCCUGCACUUUGGAGGAAACUCUUCCUCAAGCAUUUUCCAUCAGCGGAGCUGUCACAGACAGAGGAAGUGGUUGACUGGAGGGAAAGGUACAAGAGGGAAUACCUGCAACGUAAGGAGCAUCGCGAGUGUGUUGUGCGUCUUCUGCCUCCACCGCCUGCUCUGCUCCGCCCGCGGCCCUUCAUUCCCCCGCUCAUACCUUUCCUGGACGAGUUUGACCAGCGGGGCAUACUUCCACGGCCACCUCCUCGCUUCCUGCCGCCCCACAUACCGGAGUUUCCUCGCCUCCUGCCAGAUCCAGCACUUCCGAGGCCCCACUUCAACCGCUUUGGACUUCCGCCCCACCAGCGGCUUGGUCCGGGCUUUGACUUUCUGUGAUAUACGCGAUGAAUCCGCACAAAAUGAGUGUGCAAAAAUAAUAAAAGAUCUGAACACUU